AUGGGUGGCUACCGUAUAUUGGGCAACGUCUGGGAUGGCUGGUGGCGGGGGCCAGCGGUCUGCUCAGUUCACAAGGUCAUAGGCUUUGGCACUGAGGCCAGGCGUCAGCUGCAACCUCGAGGCUCCAGCAAACGAUCAGGGUCCCUGGGAAACCAGCCCUUCCCAGGGCUGCUGCAGCCAGAGAACCUCAGUCGGGAGGAGCUGGUGGAUGUGCUGAGGGCAUCUGUGGUGGAUCAGAAAGGACCACUGGUGACGUUGAACAAACCACAGGGUCUUCCAGUGACAGGAAAACCAGGAGAACUGACAUUGCUUUCAGUGCUGCCAGAGCUGAGCCAGUCCCUGGGGCUUGGGGAGCAGGAGCUCCAGAUUGUCCGAGCAGCUGGAAAGGAGACCUCUGGGGUUGUACUCCUCUCCAGUUGUCCCCAGACAGCAAGCCGCCUCCAGAAUUUCUUCGCCCACUCACAAAGAGCCCAGAGACCCACAGCCACCUACUGGGCUGUCACUGAUGGCAUCCCAGCUACUUCUGAGGGGAAGAUCCAAGCAGCUCUGAAACUGGAACAUGUUGAUGGUGUUGGUCUUGUAGUUCCAGUGAAGUCUCCAUCCCGAAAGGACAUCCUAAAAGGUGUCAAGAGGACCCUAAGCCACUUUCGUGUGGUGGCCAUGGGCUCCGGUUGUGCCCUGGUCCAGCUGCAACCACUAACAGUGUUCCCCAGUCAGCUACAGGUACACAUGGUGCUCCAGCUCUGCCCUGUGCUCGGGGACCACAGGUAUUCUGCCCGCGUGGGCACUGUCCUGGGUCAGCGCUUUCUGCUGCCAGCUGAGAACACCAAACCCCAAAAACAGGUCUUGGAUGAAGCCCUCCUCAGACGCCUUCACCUGACGCCUUCCCAGGCUGGCCAGCUGCCCUUGCACCUCCACCUGCGUUGUCUCCACCUCCCAGGCACCAGGCCCAGGGACACCCCCAUAGAGCUUUUGGCACCCUUGCCCCCUUAUUUCUCUAGGACGCUACAGUGCCUGGGGCUCCGCCAACAAUAGUCCUCCUUCUAUUCCUCUUGGAAAGUGGUGGGAGUCGAAGGACUGCAGGCCCAAGGAGAAUGAGUUCAGGGUGCAACAUGCAGUAAGGUCAUGGUUUAAGACCCUGGGCUCUGCAAUUGGACUAACCUAAGAUCAAAUCCUGGCUAGGCACUUGCCAUGUGGUGUUGGACAAAUAACUUCACCUCUCUGGACUUGAGAUAAUAAAUGUACAUAACUCAUAGUAUUGUUUUUGAGGAUUUGCUGACAAAGUAAAUGUUUAUCAUGGAUCAUGCUUUCUGUUGAGUUCAA
Molossus molossus (Pallas's mastiff bat) is the source of this 1323-nucleotide messenger RNA. It is a transcript of the gene RPUSD3, whose product is annotated as RNA pseudouridine synthase D3. Gene Ontology annotation, molecular function: pseudouridine synthase activity; RNA binding. The record is from RefSeq and is a predicted model, not a curated record. The transcript is spliced from 9 exons. Lineage: Eukaryota; Metazoa; Chordata; Mammalia; Chiroptera; Molossidae. Gene Ontology annotation, biological process: pseudouridine synthesis. The coding region runs from base 1 to 1035 and encodes 344 amino acids.